Messenger RNA from Cyprinodon variegatus (sheepshead minnow), 902 nucleotides. RefSeq lists its product as uncharacterized. Lineage: Eukaryota; Metazoa; Chordata; Actinopteri; Cyprinodontiformes; Cyprinodontidae. The annotation marks the transcript as partial. The record is from RefSeq and is a predicted model, not a curated record. The transcript has 4 exons.
GUUCCACCCGCUGCUGCCAGAAAUCACUCACAACGAAACAUCCGACCCCUCCAUGACCUUCCAACUACCACAACACAACAUGUCGGACACCUCUGACAGGAGCCCAGCUGGUGAAGGGCCCGGUGGGUCCACCUCCUCUGUACGGGGGGAUCCCCGUCCUGAGCAGCUCCGAACGGAGGAGCCAAACUACUGCAGAGAAUUACAGGAAUCCUUCUCCCAGCUGGUCCUCUCAGAGUGUCUCCCACAGGAGUCCAUUCACAUGAUGUCCCCCCAUCCGAGGACCGGUUACUCUGUCCCGUCAAACAUCAGCACUUUAGAGGCAGGAGCGUCCAAAGAGCACAAAGAUUCAGUCCCAGUCGUCGAUCAUCAGUCAGAGAUGAAGGCUGAUCCUGAUGAGAAGCAGAAACAUUUCUCUGCUUCAGAGGCGACUUCGGAAGUGGGCUGGGAGCGAGGCAUCCUGGAGCAGUCCCAGAUCACACUGGUGAGUCUGACAGACACAACGUUACAGGAUCAGGACUUCAUCGCCACUGAUGAUGAGGAAGUCCCAGAGAGCAUGAAGGAUGAUGGGCAGGAAGGGUUGGUAACCAAGGGGGCAGAUUGUUCACAGCUAUCUGAGGAUGAUGGUCAGAAGCUUCCAGCAACAAUCCUGGAGUUUCAGUGGAGUCCGAGCAGCGUCCAGCAGGACGCCUUCCAGCAGAAGCGUCAGGCCCUCAUUCAGAGGUCAAACCGCAGGGUGGAGGAGAUCAAAAGCAGACGGUCUGUCGGCAAAUACGAACUCAAAGGAAAAGACUCUGUUAAAGCGGACAGAGUUCAGUCAGUCAGCUGUGAGGUCAAAAUGAUGCAAACCAACGGCGAGGUGGAGGGAAGACGGGCUGGACGGAAGCUCCACCUUCCUGCAGAAG